GCGGCGUCACUCCCAGCGCCACGCCGGCCCGGCCGGCAGCCCGGGAUCCCCCUCGAGCAACGACGACGCCGGCGCGGCGCUCCCCGCACGCCGCUCGCUCCUCGCCGCUCGCUCCUCGCCGGUCGCGACGUUUGUGGCGGAGCGGCCGACGCGACCGCGCCGGGUUUUUAAAUCGGAGGUGGACAAGGUCGGCGCUUGACGGGGCGCCGCUGACCCCUGACCUCGGUGACCGGAGGGGGGGCGGCGGCUCCGUUGCGUUUCGGGCGGCGCUCGCGGCGGCGGCGUUGGCGACGCCGGAGAAGCAGCAUCGCCGCUUCGGCGCCCAGAGAGAGAGAGAGAGGAGCCGAGCGCCUGGCGGCGUCGGCGCUUGCGGUGCUGUGGCGGCGCGGAUGGCGGUGAGGAGGGAGGAGCUCAACCACUGACACGACCGCGGAGCCAUGGAGCGGCCAGCGGAGCACCACUGAGCAACGCCGGCGUGGAGACAGGAUGGGUAACGCGUACGCGGGGCAGCUCAAGUCGGCGCGGUUCGAGGAGGCGCUGCACAGCUCCAUCGAGGCGUCGCUGCGCUCGGGUAGCGCGCUGCCACGCCCCGUCUUCUCGCAGCUCUACCUCGACUGCGAGCAGGACCCCGGCUCCCCCGAGGAUGUGAAGCCCACAGUGGAGGAGCUGGAGCAGGAGCUGGGGGAGGGGGUUUGCGGAGACGCUGGGGGGGGGCGCGGGGGCGUGGGGGGGCGGCGAGGCGGGGGGCGUCGCGGCGCCGCUCACGACGAGGGCGUUGGCAAGGAGGGUUCUGGUUCUAACGAGGAGAACGAGGAGGGGGAGGAGCGGCUCUCAGACUCCAACAGCCCCCCCACCCUCUACCCACCCAACCCCCCCCCAGAAGGGUGCUGCACCACCGACGGCUUCUGCCAGGCCGGCAAGGACCUGCGCCUGGUGUCACUGUGCGCCGACGCGCUGGAGGUGCCUCCCGGGUUCCACCUCGUCGGGGCCAAGUCGCCCUCGCUGCCCGAGCAUGUGCUCGUAUGCGCCGUCGAUCGCCGCUUCCUGCCCGACGAGACUGGCAAGCAGGCGCUGCUGGGUUUCUCCGGGAACUGCAUGGGGUGUGGAGAGAGGGGAUUCCGCUAUUUCACCGAGUUUUCCAACCACAUCAAUUUGAGGCUUACCACGCAGCCCAAGAAGCAGAAGCAUCUCAAGUACUUCCUGGUUCGCAACGCGCAAGGGCUGCUGGUCAAGGGGCCGCUCAUCUUCUGGAACGAGUACCGGGGUCGUCUGUACGCCGCGCCACCUCCGGGAGGGGGCCCGUCAACCCCAGGGCCCCACGUCGCCACGCUCCUCCCGUUACCGGCACCGGACGAGGUGCCCGGCGCAUCGGGAGGGCCCCGUCUCGCUGGCACGCAACUCGGGGUCGCGGCGGAGCGCGGCAUCGGCGACGGCGGGCUGGGCUCUGCCUCGGCGCCGGCGUCGUUCCUGGCGACGCCCGAACCGUUCCGCCACCACUCGGUGCUCAAGCCCAGCCCCGCGUUCCACCCGCAGGCGGUGGCGCUCGCCCGACCCUCGGCCAUCGCAGCUCACUACGGAGCUUACCACGUUUCCUCCGCCAUCCGGGUCAACGGGAACGGCGGCGGGGGGAUGCCGGGGGGGGGGCCCGCAGGCCCGCGGGGGGCCCCUGGCGGCAACCAGCUCUCCUCCACGCACCUGCGGCCACCCUCGCCAACGGGCGUCGCCUCCGCCAUGGACAACGGAGUGUCGUCGGCGGGGCCCCCUAAGAAGCGUCACAGGGGCUGGUCCCCAGGGUCCCCCUCCGGCGUGGGGACCAGCGGUGGUCCCCCUCCGCCGGUGCACCACUCAAGCCGCACAGAUCCGGCGCUGGCGGCGAGUGCGGUGCCGACCUCCAUGGUGGGCGGCGGCGUGGCCGGGGCGGCGCCGCUCGCCGGGGAGAGCGUCGUGGUGCCCGACAGCCUGGCGGACGUCUGCGGAACUCGGCCCGUCAUCCUGAUAGGCCACGGCACGCUGCCCUACCUGUACGGCGACGUGGGCGACAUCGUGGUGAGCCCGGCGCUCAUGAGCUGCUACGGCUCCCCGCAGUUCCCCCCGCCGCGCGCCGCCGAGGCGCUGGGCCUCGCGCCCUCCGCGCCGCCCCUGCCCAUCGAGACGCAGAUCCUCCUCACCCUGCACUACCUCGCCCAGCUCGGCGGAGACCGCCCCCCCUUCCGGGAGGAGUUUGAUCAGAUCCUGCUGCGCACGCAGCAGCAGCAGCAGCAGCAGCAGCAGCAGGGCGGCCCGGACGCCUCGCACAUCCACUCGUCUCUGGGCGGCGUCAUCGUGAGCGGCGGCGGCGGCGCCCCCGGUCCGGCACCCCCGCCCUGCAUCUCGCCGCCCCAGCUGCCCUGGCUGGCGCGCCUCGCGGCGUGCCCGUCGGGCGGCGCCGUGCGGGUGCUGGCGACGCAGGGCUCGCUGGGCGAGGGCCUGGCCGAGACGCUCGGUUCGCUGGCGCGCUCGCCGCGGCCCGCGGCGCCGGGUCGGCUUCACGGAGGAGACGGCGGCGCCGCGACGGCGGGGGCGGCGUGGGGGCCGUCGGUCGGCGGCGGCCGGACGACGACGGCGGCGGCGCGGUUCAACCGCCCGCGCUACGUGGUGGUGGUGUGCACGUCGUGCGCGAGGGGCAGCGAGUUCUGCGUCAUCGUCACCGGCCCCCUGCAGGCUCGCGCCAUAGCAGAGAACAUGCUGUCCGUGGCCGAGUGCCUCAAGGAGAUCAGCUACGAGCUCAUUACCGGCAAAGUCGGCAUCCUCGCUUCUCACUUCCAGUGCAGCUCACACGAGCGAGAGCUCGACUGGCUGCUGGACCGCUUCGAGGAGGAGAGGGAGGGACGCGUCUUCGCUCCCUACGGCGACGACGAGGGGGGGCGGCCGCUCUGCGCCGACCAGGAAGCGGCCGUCGCCCUACCCCCCGCCGACACAGUGUCCCCCCCGGAAGGGUUCCGCCUGCAUCCGGCGCAGUUCUGGGUGGCCCGGAAGCUGCUGUCGCAGGUCUGCGCCAUCGCCGACGCCGCCACGCAGCACCUAGACCUGGGCCGCUUCGGCCGCGUCCACUUCCUGCUUCUGAUCCCGCCCUCCGAGAGCCUCUACCGGCAAACGCUGGAGCGGCUCAACCAGUCCGGCAUCCUGGCUGACCUGGGCGUGGAGGAGGGGUCGCAGAAGGGCGAGCGCUAUGUCGCGCGCCUCGACGGCGACGGGCAGGCCAAGUUCGAGGCCUUUCUGCACCGCGUGCGCCGCAACCCCUACACACUGUUCGUGCUGGUGCACGACCAGGCCCACGCCGACACCACGAGCGGCGCGUCGAUGUCGGGUUCCCAUGGCGACGUCUACACGGGGCUCGCCGACCGGCUGGUGAACUGCCGGGAGGCGCGCGAGGCGGCGAACCUGCUGACGCUGCAGGUGUCGGCGGCGCCCUACGGCCUGCAGAGCCAGCACUCCCGCAUCGCGCCCUACAACGAGGUCUACUGGCCGCUCACCGACCCGGUGCGGCAGGAGGGCCCACACCUGCUGGGGAGCGAGUACUUUGGCUUGAGCGAAUUCCGGCGAGAGAUGCACUCGCCCACUCGGCUGCCGGCGAUGCGGCAUGACGAGGCCUUCGAGAGCCUCGCGGAGACGCUGCUGGAGAGGUUCCCGCGCCUGCACAGCGCCGUGAUCCGCACCUACCUGCUCGUGCGGCACUACGCGGCGGCGCUGCUGGCGACGGCGGGCGCGCACGGCGCCGAGGCGCAGUGCACGGUGGAGACGCGCGCCAUGCUGGGCGCCGUCGCGGGCCCCCCGUGCGCCAGCGGGCGCGGCCCCAUGCUGCUGCUGCGCGUGCCGUCGCCGCAGCUGGCGCGGGUCGCCUACGAGCGCCUCCUGGACGUGCGGCGCCGCCUCGGCAUGAGCUACCGCUUCGAGGUGGUGCUGGCGGGUGCCAACGGCGUGGACCUGACCGUCGGGAAACACUUCUUGGCUCGGCUCCGGGCGUGGCGGGGCGUGGAGGACAGUGACUGGGUGCCCCGGAGUUUCCAGGACCUGGAGGACCUGCCGUGCAUCCUGCUGCUCGGCGGCAAGGACCUGUGCGGCGAGACCCUGCCCAGGUCGCUCAAGUACUGCGACCUGCGACUCGUGAGCACGAGCGGAGUGACGCGCACGGCGCUCGAGCAGGAGCUCGGCACGGCCGCACGCUACGUCACCCGGGCGACCGCGUCGGCCGGGAAGCGCGCCCUGAGCAACGAGGGGCGACGGGCGGGGGCGCCGGGGGAGGGGCUGCGAACGAGGAGGGCCAGCGGGGAGGAGGCCCACAGCAGCCCCCACAGCGAGGGCAGCACCAUGCCCCCCACCACCUCCUCCUCCAGUGGAGUAGCAGAGAACGGCUCGAGCCCGGUCUCCAGCGAGGAGGGCUCAUCCCUCAAAUCUACCGGCACCGGCUCCGACCCCAAAUCUCCCGACGCACUUUCCCCCGACAUCGCCGCCCCCCCGCCGGUCCCGCCGGCCCCACCAGCCGAGGGAAGCGCAAGCACGGCCCUCGGGACGCACCCCCCGGUUCCGUCGGACCCGACUCCCGAACCGACGACGGAACCAUCCGCCGAGAUCUCCACGCAAACGGGCGGCGACCUGAAGCCGGCGCUCGUCAACGGCGAUGUAGGCCUCGUCGACGAGCGGGCCGCCACCAGCCGGGCCUCCUCGUCUCCGGCGACCGCGGCGGCCCCCUCCGCGCUCCAUCCGGCACCGCCGGGACCCGCCGAGGUGCUCCCCCCGUGCGUGCUGCUGCCCAAGGCCGUCGCCACUCUGCUGCGCGGGCAGGGCGGGGGCGAGUUGCACGCGCUGCUGCCGCCCGCCCCCAGGGUGGGCUGGGCCACGCACCUGCGGCCGCCCCCGCCGGCGCACGCCCCCGCCGUCGCCGCUGCAUCCUCGGCCUACUGCAGGCUGUGGACGGUGGCGCGGCAGCAGCACUGCGACCACGACAACCGAGCGGCCGACGGGGGUGGCGUGGGGGCCGGGGGGAGCGGUGGAUUCCACCCGCGCCGCCUGCUGCUGUGCGGCCCACCGCAGGUGGGUAAGACCGGCGCCUAUCUGCAGUUCCUGCGUGUGCUCAACCGCAUGCUGAUCCGCCUGCAGGAGGUGGAUGUCUACAACGAGGAAGACAUCAACCAAGACCUGCUGGAGGGGAGCUCGAGCCUCCACGUGUCGCAGGACCAGUGGCCGGACAUCGAGGCCUUCCGCAAACUAACCUUCGACCCCGUGCUACGCGACAGCCGCUUCCGCAAUGCCAGCCCCGUCUACACGCCUCGCUUGGGGUCAAGGGUCAAGUCUGGACUGGCGGAGCGAUCGGGCGGAGCCAAGCGACGCACCGUGUCCGUCACGCUGUCCAAGUUCGCGGCUCACAACACGUUCCACCACUGCGAACAGUGCCACCUCUACACGGACCCCGGCCCGCCCACGCAGGCGCGCGAGGCCGGCCUGCACGCCUUCACAUUCUCGUCGGCGGCGUUGGGCGAGGAGGUGACGCUUCACUUCCUGGUGCCGCGCUCCCAGGAGCACCACUUCGUGUUCAGCGCCAGCGGCCGCUCCAUGCACAGCUUCCGCCUGCCGCUCACCACCGACACGGAGGACACGGUGGCUGUGCGCAGCCCAAUCUUCACUCCAAGCACGGGGCGGCACGAGCACGGGCUGCUCAACCUGCACCACGCGCUCGAGGGCGCCGGCGCCGCCGCGCUGCACGUGGUGGUGGUGCGCGCCGGCGAGGUGCCCGCCUACCAGCGCUACUGGCCCAACCACGUGCUGCUGGCGCUGCCCCGGCACCUCGACCACACCGGCGUCGGCCUGGCACGGUGCCUGGUCCAGGAGCUGUGCCGGGAGAAUCUGGAGCGCGAGCGAGCACGCCGAGCCGCCCAGGUGGAGGCGGCGGGGUCGGCGGCAGGAGGCGACGGGGCCCCGGACGCCGCCAGCGAGUGCACCGCUCCUGGCGCGCGCCCGCAGGACGUGUGGCCGUUCGUGCUGGUGAUGGACGACUCGUGCGUCAUGUUCUACGAGGCGCAGCCCCGACGGAGGGCGGGAGCCACCGGGGUGGAGACGUCCGAGGGGGAAAUGGAACCAGACGGGACGACGCGUGAGCCGCAGGCGUCCGCCGGCGGCGACACCGUCGCCGCCGACACGGAGCGCUGCGUGUCGCUGCGCCACGUGCUGCGCCGCCUGGAGGCGACGCCCAAAGCGACGCGCUACGCCGUGCUGGGCGUGCGGCGCUGGGGCGGCUCGUGGCGCGCCGCGGGUCUGCCCGGUGCGGCCGGGACGGCGCGCCUCCACUCCUUUUCACGCCGACACCUCCACGACCUGGUGCUGCUCAACGUGGAGCUGACGCGCGCCAUUACGUACGACCACAACCGGUACUCGUGUGAAGAUGUGGAUUUCAACCUGCGCGCCGAUGGCCAGGCCUUGCUGCUGUGCUGCUUCAACGCGUUCAGCGUCAUGAAGAAACAUGUGGGCGUGGGCGGCCACCGGCACGUUCCUGUGCCACAGGCACCUACGGCGGCAGGGGUGUGCGCGCCCGUCUCCCCGAGCCAGUUCGUGUGCGCCCCAGACAGUGACUACACCUUCUUGCAGGCGCCGGCUCACCUGUUACUCGAGCGCUACCUGCGCGUGGCCGGCAGCACACUGUUUCCGCACGCGGCGCGCUCACACGCUCACCCCGUGCUCGCCCUCGACUCCUACCUCAACCUGGGCGCACAGGUGUCCGUGUGCUACGCAAGCUCCCGAGCCGCCCCUGUGGGCCCCCCCGGCCCCUUCCCCGUCUACAGCGGCCUCCUGCUCUACCUGUGCGAUUCAGGGCUGACGGCCGACAUGCUGCGUCGAUUCAAGUUUCUGCAGGGCGCGACGCUCUGCGUCAUCUGCCAGGACAGGAGCUCGCUGCGUCAGACCGUGGUGCGGCUGGAGCUCGAGGAGGUGUGGCAGUUCCGUCUGCGAGAUGAGUUCCAGACGGCCAACUCGCCCGGAGACCGCCCCCUGUUCUUCCUCACGGGCCGUCACGUCUGAGUCCGGAACCGAGUCCACCCUGUACCCCCUGCACUACCCAGCAGGCGUCCACCCUCUACCCCCUGCACUACCCAGCAGGCGUCCACCCUCUACCCCCUGCACUACCCAGAAGGAGUUCACCCUCUACCCCCUGCACUACCCAGCAGGAGUUCACCCUCUACCCCCUGCACUACCCAGCAGGCGUCCACCCUCUACCCCCUGCACUACCCAGAAGGAGUUCACCCUGUGCUGGCUCGGGCAGGCGGGAAGCAGUCGGUUCAGCGAUGCGGCCGUGAGCAUGGGGAGAGGAGGUUGUGGCGGCGUCGCAGGACGCAGCGAUGCGGUGCGACCGGACCUCGGCGUGUGUUCCCGCAUGAGACAGAUUCGCUCGCCCCUCACGUCGCCUGACUCGCUCGCCUGUCACCUGCCUCAGGUGCAGCUGUUGAUCAAAAUCCUCCGGCAGUUCGCUUGGCGUCCGUCGUGGCUGUGCCUUCGUCGUUGGAGCACGCCCCCCCCCCCUCUGUCCACAAUCUGCUCCCCUUUCCCACCCUCGCCCAGCCCCCACAACGUCGAAUUGCCCCUCCCCCUUGCUCUCCCUGCCCAACCCCCCUCAGCUGGGCAGUGGGGGUUGAGUGACUGGCGUCUCACUGAGCACUCAAUGUCAAAAUCAACAUCGUGCCGAACUCACCAGGGGGUGUGCGAUCUAAUCAACAACAACAAAAUUACAUCAACAACACGGGGACCCCAGGGGGUGGGGGUCCAGGUCACGACCUCGCGUGACCUGGCGUGUGGAGGGUCCAUGGUGCCGCCUGUCAAGACAGCCUCACUGCGGUGUGUGUGAGUGUUUCGGAUAUGUGUGCGCGUGUGUGAGAGUAUGUGUGCGUGGGCGAGAGAGUAUGUGCGAUUGUGUAUGGGAGUGAGAGUGCUUAGUGCCGCUGCGGUGUGUGUACACGUGUGAGUUGGUGUGUACACAUGUGACUGUGUGUGCGGUUGUCUGUGUACACGUAUGUACACGUGUGUGUGCCAGUGUGUACAUGUGAAUGUUUCGGUAUGUAUGUGUGCACACGUGCGACUCUGCGUGUGCCACUUCGGCCUUCAUAGGUGCUAGCUACAGCACUUGCCCCAACAGUCUGUUAAAGGCUAUACGGGGGUCUAUGUGUAUGUGUGUACACAUGUGAGUGUGUCUGUGUGCACGUGUGGGUGUGUGUACACGUGUGGAUGUCUGUACACGUGUGAGGGUGUGUGUACACGUGUGAGCGCCAUGCCAAGAAAUUGAAUCACGCGUGGGUGUUUGAUGCUUCUCGGGUGGUAGAGGUGGAGACCCAGUGAAGGAGACAGCUACAGAUGUGCAAGAGAAAGGGGGUUACAGUUGGAGUGCAGUUCCACGGUGGUGUGGGUUAGGGAUUGGAGUGCGGUUAGACGGUGGUGUGGGUUAGGGAUUGGAGUGCGGUUAGACGGUGGUGUGGGUUAGGGAUUGGAGUGCGGUUAAAUGUUGGUGUGGGUUAGGGAUUGGAGUGCGGUUAGACGGUGGUGUGGGUUAGGGAUUGGAGUGCAGUUAGACGGUGGUGUGGGUUAGGGAUUGGAGUGCGGUUAGAUGGUGGUGUGGGUUAGGGAUCGGAGUGCAGUUAGACGGUGGUGUUGGUUAGGGAUUGGAGUGCGGUUAGACGGUGGUGUGGGUUAGGGAUUGGAGUGCGGUUAGACGGUGGUGUGGGUUAGGGAUUGGAGUGCGGUUAGACGGUGGUGUGGGUUAGGGAUCGGAGUGCAGUUAGACGGUGGUGUGGGUUAGGGAUUGGAGUGCAGUUAGACGGUGGUGUGGGUUAGGGAUUGGAGUGCGGUUAGACGGUGGUGUGGGUUCGGGAUUGGAGUGCGGUUAGAUGGUGGUGUGGGUUAGGGAUUGGAGUGCGGUUAGACGGUGGUGUGGGUUAGGGAUUGGAGUGCGGUUAGAUGGUGGUGUGGGUUAGGGAUUGGAGUGCGGUUAGACGGUGGUGUGGGUUAGGGAUUGGAGUGCGGUUAGAUGGUGGUGUGGGUUAGGGAUUGGAGUGCGGUUAGACGGUGGGGCGAGUGUCCGGCUCCUCUGUGCUGGUGCUGUCAGUGAGACUAGGAUUCAUCGCGAUGAGCAUUCUCGUUAUGGCUGGUGAUGGCGGUGGGGUGAGAGAUGAUUGCUGUGGACGUGAUGAAGGACGUUGGGGUUCGGAGCAGUGGUGCAGCAGCGUGUUUUAUUGGGCGCCGGAGCAACGAAUGAAGUUGGUAACCUGGCACCUGGGCCCCUCCGGCCCGUGGGCCCUGGUGCCCGUUGCACCGCCUGCACGCUCCACAGCGGCGCUGCUGGUGGGCGCGAGGGUUGUAGCACGCGGGGCGGGCGUGGUGGGGCACCCGGCAAUCACCCCGACUCUUGCGGAUGCACGUCGAUGUGGUCACCACGGUGAGCGACUGAUGGGUCGGCACUCUGCCGCCAUCUCGCUCCUCCGCCACCGCCCUAACCACGUCCUCCCUGACACCCUAACCACUGCCACUUCGCCCCAUCCACUCUGCCGGUUCCCUACGCACGGAGUGUUUAGCCACCUUGCUCCAUCUCCCUGUCCCCCACCCUCCAC
This is a messenger RNA of Lethenteron reissneri (Far Eastern brook lamprey), 9620 nucleotides long. RefSeq names its product GREB1 like retinoic acid receptor coactivator (gene GREB1L). Gene Ontology annotation, biological process: multicellular organism development. NCBI's taxonomy places the organism in Eukaryota, Metazoa, Chordata, Hyperoartia, Petromyzontiformes, Petromyzontidae. The record is from RefSeq and is a predicted model, not a curated record.